Molecule: messenger RNA, 984 nt
Organism: Aspergillus fischeri NRRL 181
Lineage: Eukaryota; Fungi; Ascomycota; Eurotiomycetes; Eurotiales; Aspergillaceae
Product: acetolactate synthase regulatory subunit
Exons: 2
Coding region: 1-984 (327 amino acids)
Biological process (GO): branched-chain amino acid biosynthetic process
Cellular component (GO): mitochondrial nucleoid; acetolactate synthase complex
Molecular function (GO): acetolactate synthase regulator activity
Source: RefSeq, a predicted model, not a curated record
AUGUCUUUCCGACGCCCUCUGAUGCUGUCAUCGGCAGCAUCAGUGCCCUUUCUAGCGGUGUCUUCCAAAACCUCCCGAGUCGCAGCCAGUCUUCCUCGAUUCACCGCAUCCAGAGCCUCGUCCAGCUCGACCUCGGCAUUGGCCUACAAGGCCUUGCAUCGUCGCUCGCCUCUUCCCCUGCCUGUUUCCGACGCCUCCCCGCAAUGGGACGCCCCUACGGCCGUCUCGUCGAUUUUGUACGAGACACCUGUCACACCGACCAAUCCUCCAAAGCGUCACAUCCUGAACUGCCUGGUGCAGAAUGAGCCCGGUGUGCUGUCCCGCGUGUCUGGGAUCCUGGCCGCCCGUGGCUUCAACAUCGACAGCUUGGUCGUCUGCAACACCGAGGUUGAGGAUCUGUCCCGCAUGACCAUCGUGCUGCAGGGCCAGGACGGUGUCGUCGAGCAGGCGCGCAGACAGCUGGACGACCUCGUCCCCGUCUGGGCCGUCCUCGACUACACCGACUCCGCCCUGGUGCAGCGCGAGCUUCUGCUCGCCAAGGUCAGCAUCCUGGGCCCCGAGUUCUUCGAGGAGCUGCUCCAGCACCACCGCGAGAUCACCACGCCCGGUGACGCCCUGGAAGGGCAGAGAGAGAACAAGGUUGGCGAUGCGCAGACCAAGAAGGUCGAGUUUCACCCUCGCCAUCUGCCUCCCAGUCAGGCACUGAGACACAAGCACGAGCAUCUUGACGCCAUCACCCGCUUGACUCACCAGUUUGGCGGCAAGGUUCUGGACAUCAGCACCAACAACUGCAUUGUUGAAGUUUCCGCCAAGCCUUCUCGUAUUGACUCCUUCCUGAAGCUUAUCAGCCCCUUCGGUAUUCUCGAGUCCACGCGGACUGGUCUCAUGGCCCUUCCUCGUUCUCCUCUUUCUUCUGAGCCCAGCGAGGAACUUGAGAAAGAGGCCGCCGAUGUGGUCGAUGCUAGCACCCUUCCUCCUGGUUAA